Salvia miltiorrhiza (redroot sage) is the source of this 1233-nucleotide messenger RNA. RefSeq lists its product as uncharacterized. The record is from RefSeq and is a predicted model, not a curated record. The transcript has 3 exons. Bases 1 to 1233 code for a protein of 410 amino acids. Lineage: Eukaryota; Viridiplantae; Streptophyta; Magnoliopsida; Lamiales; Lamiaceae. Gene Ontology annotation, molecular function: nucleic acid binding.
AUGGUACCAGCAAACAAGAAGAAGAAGUUGUCCAUGGAUCAAAAAAACUGUCUAGCACAAUUCCUACUCCAAAAUCAGCAGCUUGAUGGAACUAUACGUCACAAAGCUCAAAAAGAGGCUGCACAAAUGUAUGGAUUAACCACAAGGUCAGUUAGAAGAAUUUGGAUGGAAGUAAAGCAUCAACAAUCUCAAGGUAUUCCAGUGCAUUUUCAGCAGAGAAGCAGAGGCAUCAUACAUAAAGAUAAGUGGAAAAUUGAUGAAGAGAAAAUUAGAAACUUAUCUGUUUUAGAGAGGUCUACUAUCAGGAAGAUGGCAAAAAAACUGAAUGUAAGUAAGAGUUUGCUGGGCAUUUGGAUAAAAGAGAAGCUAAUUAGGCCUCACACUAGUGCUAUAAAACCAGCACUUAGUAAGGUAAACAAGCUUGCUAGACUCAAGUUUGCCUUGAGUCACUUGAGAUUUGAUGAUGAUACUUUGAAAUUUCAAUCUAUGAGGAAUGUAAUCCACAUAGAUGAAAAAUGGCCACACUUUUCUAGUGAAGGGGAAUGCCUUUUUGAUGGGAAAUAUGGCAUUUUCCCAUUCACAACGCAGGAGCCAGCAAAGAGAAAGUCAAAAAACAGGAGCAAAGGCACAUUAGAGACAAAGGCCAUUCAAUCAAUCACUAAAGAAGUGAUAAAAGCUUGUUUAAUCAAUCAGAUUAUUCCUGCCAUCAAGGCUAAGUGGCCAACUACCGAGCCUAAGGAAAUCAUCAUACAACUGGACAACGCAAGACCACACAUCUUAGCAACUGACAAAGACUUCAUUGAAGCAGCAAACACAGAUGGGUUCAAGAUUAGUUUGAUUUGUCAACCACCAAACAGUCCAGAUACAAAUAUCAACGACUUAGGGUUCUUUAGAGCCAUACAGAGCUUACAAGAUGACAAGAUGGCAAACACAGUGGAUGAUCUAUUGAAGAAUGUGCUCUCAUCAUAUCAAGAGUUAACAGCACACACUCUAAACAAUGUCUUUCUAACCCUACAAGGCUGUUACAUAGAAAUCCUCAAGAUAAAAGGUGGGAAUGAUUAUAAAAUUCCACAUAUGAAGAAGAGAAGACUCUCAAGAAUGGGGCUACUGCCAGAAUGCAUUGAAGUUCCUGAAGUGCUAGUUAAGGAGAGUUUGGAGUACCUUAUGCUGCCAGAGAAUGAAACAGGUAAUAACUAUGACCUCAGUAGACUCACAACUCAUUAUGGCUACUAA